Pecten maximus is the source of this 951-nucleotide messenger RNA. Its product is annotated as leucine-rich repeat-containing G-protein coupled receptor 4-like. Lineage: Eukaryota; Metazoa; Mollusca; Bivalvia; Pectinida; Pectinidae. Gene Ontology annotation, molecular function: protein binding. Gene Ontology annotation, cellular component: extracellular matrix. The record is from RefSeq and is a predicted model, not a curated record. The coding region runs from base 1 to 951 and encodes 316 amino acids. The transcript has 2 exons.
AUGGAGUUAACGACGUUGAUUGAUGUGGCUGCACGCCUACCCUGCCCGGCCCCGCCCCCGUGUACCUGUGCCUCCGAGGGUGAUAUCAUUGACUGUAGUGACAAGGGAUUGACAGACGUACCAGGAAUCUCUGAUGGCGGACAGCGACUUUGGACUGUAGAUAUUAGUCACAACCAGCUCACCACCAUCCCGAAACGAGCGUUCGAAAACAUAACUGUCGUGUCUCUCAAUAUGUCUCAUAACCAGAUGAGCACUUUGUCUAUGGAUUGUUUGGUUGGAUCAAAUGAUGUCGUCACUUCCGUUCACAUGGAAUCUAACCAGUUUUGGUACCUUCCAAACGCCAUAGAUGAUCUGACAAACCUGCAGACUCUCACAAUGCAAGAUAAUACUUUUAUUAUUCUGGGAACUAGCAUGUCGUUUGCGUCUACACUUCAAUACCUUACGAUAGGCUCCGAGAACAUGCCCUGGCCGAAGUACAUCGACCAGUUUAAUGCAGUAACUGACCUAACAGUGACAGGCCUGCCGUGCUCGUCUUUACCGUUCGACGCAUUCUUUAAUAUGGCGGACAAAAUGAAGACCCUCGUGCUGCAGAAUAAUGAAUGUGACGUCAUGCCGGAGAGUGUACAAGUACUGACUAACCUGGAACAUUUAUCAGUUAUUGGAAAUCACCAUCUGUCGUCACUGGAUACCCAUAACCUCACUUCACUUACCUCGUUACACGUAGAAAACAGCAGCCUAACAAUUAUGCCAAAUAUCUCACGAGGUCCUAAUUUACAGAGCCUCUACAUCACUUCUUCGCCAGUAAGAUCGUGGGAGCUGGACGCAUUACCAUACCACUCGAAACUGAGGAACAUCACACUUGAUCACACAGACUUCGAUCAUGUUCCAUCCGCUUCUUCAUCAAGCAUCAAUGGUGGAAAACCUGUCGAUGAGGAACACAAAUAUAUCUAA